GCGCGAAUUUUGUACUCUGGAUAAGCUGCAACGUUUUUUGGAUUAACUGUAAAUUUUGUGCAUGGAAAGUGUUGCCCCAAAAAAAGAAAAACAAAAUCAAAGUGGAUGCUUGUAAUAAUUAAAAUAAAAUUUUUUAAAUUAUUUAAUUGAAUUAUUUUCAAAAGAUUCAAUUCGGACUCAGCUAAAUAUCUUUUGCGCUAGUCUCGAGCAAUUCUGUCUGUCUGUGCCUUAACCUGAAAUAAUUGCAGCAGUGAAAUUGCUGGAAAAAUAAUUUCUUGCCAUUAGAAAGUGAACAAGAAAAAACGCAUACGCAAAUAUUUUUCGCAACCGCAAGAAAAUAUGUUGUGUUGAAAAAAAAAAAAUAAAUAUAUAAUAGCAACCAAAUAAUUUGAUUUUUUUUUUAUUGUAAAUAUAUAUUUAUUUAAGGAUAAUAACAAAUAUAAUAUAAUGAACAAAUCCCUUCUAAUACACAAAAUGUGUAAUAACUGGAAACAAUCUUACGGAUUCAAAAUCUGCAUUGCAUUUUUGGCAAUAUCAGCGAUUUUAUUGGAUUUACCCACAACACAGGCGAUAAGAAUAGGAGCACAAACGCCACUGCGCACAGAAGAUAGAACAACUGAUCAGUCACCGGCAGGUUCAUUUUGGAAUUCUCGCGUUGUGACACCUUCUAGCUCAACACCAUUUGAUUCGCCGUUCUUUGGUGCCACCCAUGGCUUAGUGCAGACUCAUCCAUCACUAAGUGCCAGUGCUAGCAAGCCAAGACCUGUGCCACUAAACAGUAAUAGUCUUGGUAGUGGUGCAAGUAAUGCUGCUCUGACAGCUGGCAGCGGAUACUUAAAUUCACGUGGCAGUUUUCCUAGCUCAGCGCGCUAUCCCACCACAGUCGUCAAUGCUAAUCCAAAGUCACCAUUUCGCCAUUUAGAUUUUUCAACUAGUGCUACAGCAGAGCUCAGGCGCAACCCAAAACUUUCUGCACCCGACGAGUGCGCACGUGCCUGCAGGGAGGGUGAACCACCCAGAAUUUGUUAUUAUCACUUCACAUUGGAAUACUACACUGUUUUGGGAGCAGCUUGUCAGGUAUGCACACCGAAUGCCACGAAUACCGUCUGGAGUCAUUGCCAAUGCGUGUUGGCGGAUGGUGUCGAACGUGGCAUAUUAACAAUCAAUCGCAUGAUACCGGGCCCCAGCAUACAAGUGUGCGAAAAUGACAAGGUUGUCAUCGAUGUUGAAAACCAUAUGGAGGGCAUGGAAGUCACUAUACAUUGGCAUGGAAUUUGGCAACGUGGUUCACAGUAUUAUGACGGCGUGCCAUUCGUAACACAAUGCCCCAUACAACAAGGCAACACUUUCAGAUAUCAAUGGACUGGAAAUGCCGGUACACAUUUCUAUCAUUCCCACACUGGUCUGCAGAAACUGGAUGGUAUUUAUGGUAGCAUUGUAGUGCGGCAGCCACCUUCACGUGAUCCAAAUUCUCAUUUGUACGACUUUGAUUUAACCACGCAUAUAAUGUUGAUCAGUGAUUGGUUGCAUGAAGAUGCAGCAGAACGUUAUCCAGGUCGUUUGGCUGUUAAUACCGGACAGGAUCCUGAAUCUUGUCUUAUCAACGGUAAGGGUCAGUUCCGUGAUCCAAAUACUGGUUUCAUGACGAAUACACCACUGGAAAUUUUCACAAUUACACCUGGCCGUCGUUAUCGUUUCCGUAUGAUCAACGCCUUCGCUUCAGUGUGUCCGGCUCAAGUAACAAUUGAGGGUCACACAAUGACUGUUAUUGCUACAGAUGGUGAACCAGUGCAGCCCGUAAAUGUAAACACGAUCAUUUCAUUCUCUGGUGAACGCUAUGACUUUGUCAUCAAUGCCGAUCAGCCAGUCGGUGCUUAUUGGAUACAACUGAGAGGUUUAGGUGAAUGCGGUAUACGUCGUGUGCAACAAUUGGGUAUCUUGAGAUAUGCGCGCGGACCCUACCAACCACAGUCAGCCCCGCCAACAUAUGACGUUGGCUUGCCGCAGGGUGUGGUCAUGAAUCCUCUGGACGCACAAUGUAAUCGCGAUCGCAACGACGCAAUCUGCGUCAGUCAAUUGAAAAACGCACAAGAAAUCGAUCGUGGUAUUUUGGCAGAGAAACCUGAUGUGAAAAUCUUCUUACCAUUCCGCUUCUUUGUUUAUCGACCCGAAGAACUGUUCCAGCCAAACACCUACAAUCGUUUCUUAGUUGCGCCCACCGGUGAUCACGUUAUAUCGCUUAUCGAUGAAAUCUCAUACUUAUCAGCACCUGCGCCAUUAUUAUCACAGUAUGAUGACAUCAAUCCUGACCAAUUCUGCAACGGUGAUAAUCGUCCAGCUAAUUGCGGUGCCAAUUGCAUGUGUACACACAAAAUUGACAUUCCAUUAAAUGCAGUCGUCGAAGUGAUAUUAAUCGAUGAAGUACAACAACCAAAUUUGUCACAUCCAUUCCAUUUGCACGGUUACAGCUAUAGUGUUAUAGGUAUUGGUCGCUCUCCGGACACAAAUGUCAAAAAAAUCAAUCUUAAGCAUGCAUUAGAUUUGGAUCGUCGUGGUCUCUUGCAUCGUGAAUACAAUUUGCCACCAUCGAAAGAUACAUUAGCAGUACCGAAUAAUGGUUACAUUGUGUUAAGGUUUAGAGCUAAUAACCCCGGUUUCUGGUUGUUCCAUUGUCAUUUCCUGUUCCACAUAGUUAUCGGCAUGAAUCUUAUACUGCAAGUUGGCACACAAGCAGAUUUGCCGCCAGUUCCACCAGGUUUCCCAACGUGUGGUGACCAUACGCCUCCGAUACCCAUUAACUAAACUUUAGGUGUUUGAAUUCCAAAAUUUUUUAAAUUUUAAGCAAAAAUACUAAAAUAGACGAGGAAAUCUUUGAGAAACUAAAAAAUUUAAACGCUUUGUACAGAACUCGAUGCAGCGUUUCUCUUUUGUAAAUUUAUGCCUUAAAACACCACAAAACACAACGUCUGUAACAGCAGCAAAGGACGUGACUGGCAAAGCACAAAUUUAAAUAUUAAAAUAAUUAAAUAUUAAAAUAGUUUUUAUAAAUUAGCGCUUUUGAUAAAAUUGUUUCUUCUACUGUGGAGCGCAGCUUGAAGCGAUGAGAAGAUCGAAGUCUUCUAGCGCUUCUCGCAACGUUUUUUCUUGAAGGGAUCAGCAAUUUUAUGCGCAACAGUCAUAAAUACACUGAAAGAAAUAUUUUUGUAAAUUUCGUCUUUCACUCGAAAACGCAAAGGACGCGUUUCUGAAAAUAUCAAAAUUUACAAACAUUUUUCUUUGGUGUGUGC
Molecule: messenger RNA, 3287 nt
Organism: Teleopsis dalmanni
Lineage: Eukaryota; Metazoa; Arthropoda; Insecta; Diptera; Diopsidae
Product: laccase-4-like
Exons: 9
Coding region: 448-2802 (784 amino acids)
Biological process (GO): iron ion transport
Cellular component (GO): plasma membrane
Molecular function (GO): oxidoreductase activity; copper ion binding
Source: RefSeq, a predicted model, not a curated record